Racocetra persica is the source of this 386-nucleotide messenger RNA. The record is from the annotation of a GenBank genome assembly. NCBI's taxonomy places the organism in Eukaryota, Fungi, Glomeromycota, Glomeromycetes, Diversisporales, Gigasporaceae.
AACAUAUAAUUAGUAAAUGCCCUAAGGUAGAAGAAUUAGAUAAAAAAUAUGUUGCUCUAACUAAGACUCUUACCAAUAAACAAACUAUUGAAUUUCAACAACUAAUUAAUGUAGUCUUUGAAAAUAACUAUAUCAAUGAUGAUCAACUUCCUCAGGCUUUAGAAUUAGUACUUGAGAUAUUAGAGGAUUUAAUAGAUAGAGAAAAGCUGAUGAAAAAUAUAGUUUCAAAUCUAGAAGAUCUCUUAAUAUUGCCUCAAAACAAGAAAGAGUUUAUCUUUAAAAAUUUUAAUUCUUAUUAUAUUCUUGAUGAAUCUGUAAAAAGGUCUUCUAAAAAUAUAGAGCUUGAUUUUGAGAAAGGAAAAAUUAAUCUAGAACCUUUUCUCUAA